AUGCUCCACAAGUUUCUCUUUGACGUUGCAAUCGACUAUCGCACCACCACAGAGUUUUAUCUCCACACACUGCUCCUCUUGAUCCUCCCCAUCUUGGUCGGCUCCUUCCAAAACUUGAAGCAGUAUCAACGAUGGAUUUCGUACUAUAGUAUCUACACAUGGGUCAUCGAAGAUGAAAUCUACAUCCUCUCUGAUAUAACCAUCUUUGUCUACAUGGAGGUAGUUUUCCAACACUACUUGAAGGCCAUCGCUGGCGGACAGUCAAUUCCCCGCAGCAUCUACUUUUCCUCGUGGGUCUCCAACACUACGUUCGAGUCCUACAUCACCGCACACCGAUCAAAGGAGAAUGCCAACGAUAAUGAGGAGAGCAGCAACAAGAGGCAACCUGCACCCAUUACGACUGCUAGCACUACCACAACCACAAGCAGGAGCACAACCACUGCGACAAUCAAGACUAAACUCGGAUACCUCCUCGCCACCACUGUCCUCCUCGUCACCGUCUACCAAGAUAUUAAAACCAAAUACAUGGACUACAUUUGCCGUGACAGUUGGGACUUCUUCGACCCCUCCUUCGUCUCAACCGCCAACUACCUCACCCAAAAUCCCAACAGCCCCGCCUACUGCUUUCCAACACUAUCCACCUUCGAAAUGGCCCUCUUCCGAUGCUCACCCUCUUUCCAUUACCACCUCUCUUCCUUCUUCCACAUGUCUUUUACUCGCCUCUCCGCUCUCUGUUUUGCCCUCGCAUGGUCCACCAUCCCGACCACCGUCGUCGUCGCAGCCUGGAGACAGAUGUGGAACAGUCCUUCUAGUCAUAGGUUCAGGAAGGUUCAUUAUAUAAUCUUCAUGUACCCGCUCAAGGCAGCGGUUCUUUUUUUGAUUUUGUAUUAUACCACAGAUCAACAAGAGGAAGCUGAGGGUGCCGAUUAUUCGGCAUCGAGUUGGGUUGAUGUUGAAGCAAAGUAUUUGUUGGUGUGGUUCGUUCUCUUUAGAGCUGUAGCUAAGCUUGCGUUUGGGCUGGGGCUUAUUUGGAACUUGUACGUCGCACAUUCCAAGGACGCUACCAUUGACAGCAUUCCCUUCUCACACCAGGAGGAGAGGAAGGAGAUGGAGCAGCAGGCAUAA
Molecule: messenger RNA, 1125 nt
Organism: Linnemannia hyalina
Lineage: Eukaryota; Fungi; Mortierellomycota; Mortierellomycetes; Mortierellales; Mortierellaceae
Source: the annotation of a GenBank genome assembly